Messenger RNA from Trichophyton rubrum CBS 118892, 411 nucleotides. Its product is annotated as histone H3. NCBI's taxonomy places the organism in Eukaryota, Fungi, Ascomycota, Eurotiomycetes, Onygenales, Arthrodermataceae. The record is from RefSeq and is a predicted model, not a curated record. Gene Ontology annotation, molecular function: structural constituent of chromatin; protein heterodimerization activity; DNA binding. Gene Ontology annotation, biological process: rRNA transcription. Gene Ontology annotation, cellular component: nucleosome. The transcript is spliced from 3 exons. The coding region runs from base 1 to 411 and encodes 136 amino acids.
AUGGCCAGAACCAAGCAGACUGCCCGUAAAUCCACCGGUGGCAAGGUCCCCCGUAAGCACAUCGCUUCCAAGGCCGCUCGCAAGGCCGCCCCAACCACCGGCGGUGUCAAGAAGUCCCGUCGCUACAAGCCAGGAACCGUCGCUCUGCGUGAAAUCCGUCGCUACCAGAAAUCCACCGAGCUGCUCAUCCGCAAGCUCCCCUUCCAGCGCCUCGUCCGUGAAAUCUCCCAGGACUUCAAGACCGACCUGCGCUUCCAGUCUUCCGCCAUCGGCGCCCUCCAGGAGUCCGUCGAGGCCUACCUCGUCUCCCUCUUCGAAGACACCAACCUCUGCGCCAUCCACGCCCGCCGUGUCACCAUCCAGCAGAAGGACAUCCACCUCGCCCGCCGUCUGCGUGGUGAGCGUUCUUAG